This is a messenger RNA of Cololabis saira (Pacific saury), 3101 nucleotides long. Its product is annotated as cAMP-regulated D2 protein. Gene Ontology annotation, molecular function: cholinesterase activity. NCBI's taxonomy places the organism in Eukaryota, Metazoa, Chordata, Actinopteri, Beloniformes, Belonidae. The coding region runs from base 359 to 2194 and encodes 611 amino acids. The record is from RefSeq and is a predicted model, not a curated record. The transcript is spliced from 9 exons.
UCCGGCGGAGACGACUGCAGAUUCGGGUCUGCUGGAUGACCCGUCCCCAUGUGUCUCAUAUGUGUGACUGUGAUUAGGCUGUAUUAAGCAAAGGAAAGACGGCCUGUCCUCUAUUAGCGGUGCUCCAGCAGGGCCUGUGUCCAGCUGUACUGAUCCUGCAGGACGGCUUUCAGCAACCCAACAGAGCAGCUUUUGUACGAUAAAUCUUAACAAGCGGCCGGCCAAAUUAGAGUCACGCACAACCCUGUGAAGAGUUGGAGGCCACGGGGCUUAUGGGAACUGCAACGUCUGUAUCUCAGCCAGUCGGAGCGAAAUCAAGCGUUAGGGUCUUGGGGAGUAUAGGAAUAUCCGGUGCAGUAUGGAGAGGUGGCAGUGCUUGCUGCUGCUGAGCACGAUAACUUUAGUGGCUUCCUCUGGAGAGGUGACGAAAAAUGACGACGACGUCGACCUUGUCAGCUUUCUGAGAAAUAUCUACCAGCAGCUUGGGAGGGCCGAGCCGUUCAUCAUCAACAGAGACUUCGAGGUAAACUCCCCGAAAGAAGAGCUGAGACGUCCAGAGGAGCCGACAGGCGUCCAGCAGGUCAAGGAUGAACCCGUGAAUCCGAGCAGAGGCGGGAACCCUGGACCGGUGGCGUCGACCAAAAAUGGACAGAUAAAGGGGAUUAAGGUGGAUAAGGCCUAUGCAUUUUAUGGGGUACCAUAUGCAGAUCCCCCCGUUGGAGCUUAUCGCUGGAAGCCCCCCAGACCUGUGAGCCCUUGGCCUGGGGUGUACAACGCCUCCUUCCCUCGGGCGGCAUGCAUGCAGGUCUGCAAUAGGCCUGGCACUGAGGAAUGUCCCAAAAUGGUCAGUGAAGAUUGUCUCUACGUCAACAUCUUCGUGCCGCUGGACGUGGACUUCAGCGCUCCUCUGCGGAAACCCCUGCCUGUCAUGGUGUGGAUCCACGGGGGUGAUUUCAUCGCUGGUUCUGCCUCCAAGCCAAUGUUUGAUGGACGCUUCAUCAGUAACUUCACACACACAGUUGUGGUUAACAUGGAGUACCGACUGGGCGCAUUUGGAUUCCUCGUGUCCGGCAAGGAUCCUCACACCUCAGCUACAGGGAACUAUGGGAUUUUGGACCAGCAGGCAGCUCUUCUGUGGGUUCAGCAGAACAUUGCUAUGUUUGGAGGAGACCCCAGCAAGGUGACAAUAGUCGGGGAGAGCGCAGGCGCUCAGUCAGUGAGCCUUCACCUGAUGGUAUUGAGCAGCAAGCAUCUGUUCAAACAAGCUGUCCUGCAGAGCCUGCCCUUCUCCAUCCCGCUGAAGACCAGACACGACGCCCUGAAGCUGGGAAAGGACUUUGCCAAACAGACCAACUGCACUGUGGACGACUUCGUCUGCCUGCUGUCUCUGGAUCCAAAGACGGUCCUCACCGCUCAGAUGAAAACAAGUACUAAGAUCGUGAAUCCGUUCAGGUUUCUGGAGGUCUUCGAGACAUGGGGUCCAUUUAUUGACGGGGAGCUGAUUAAAGAGCAGGCUAUCACCGCCUUCCAGAAGGGCAACUGGCAGAAAGAGAAGACUUUGCUCCUGGGUACAACUGCAGAAGAAGGGGUGCUCUUCGCCUACGGGGUCUUCAACAAGCCGGUGUCUGCCCUGGAGUGUGCCGUGUAUAUCGCAGUCAUCUUUAAACAACACGCUCUGCAGAUCCUCCACCACUACCUGCCCAUGUACAUGGACGCCGACCGCAGGAUCAUGCUAGCCCAGAUCGUUACCGACUACGUCUUCCUGUGUCCGUCCAGGAGGGCGGCGCGUGUUAGUACGGCAGCGGGCAGCCGGGUGUGGACGUACGUGUUUGACCACGUGGCUUCAGACCACCGCGUCUGGUCGGGCCUGGCUUUCUGCUACCAGCACGUCUGCCACGGUGCAGAGCUGCCUUUUCUUUUUGACUCCGCCCCAGUAGCCAACUACUCCCUGUCCCUACCAGAGAGGCUGCUAUCUAAUCGGAUGCUGUGCUACUGGGGGGCCUUUGCCCACAACGGUGACCCCUCCUCCAGGGUUCAGCAGACGACUUUCUGCCGGGAGCAGCGUCUCCCCGUCUGGCCACGGUAUUCUGACACAAGCAAUUGGCUCGUCAUGAACCUGACGGUGCGGUCGCAUGCGGGGGUGGAAACCAGGAGCCACAUAUGUGACUUUUGGGACAAGCUGAGCAUCUACUAGUGAGGAGGCAGGCUGACCAUCAAUGCAUGCUGUCAAUGUGAGGUUACAGUUUUUAUCAUGAAAUUAUUCAUCCCAGUGAAUAAAUAUGACCUCUUCUGCAUCUCCAACAAACACAAACUAUUUAUAGGGAUGCCCCGAUACCAUUUUUUUCACACCGAGUACGAGUAUUUUAAUUUGUGUACUGACCGAGUACCGAUACAAUACUUCUACCACAAAAAUAACUAGGCUAAAAAUGCAUUGAAAAAUGCAAUGAAUUGGAAGACAGGUUUUAUUUGCAACAGAUAAAUUCAAUAAAAAUAAAUAAAAUUAGUAGAAUAACUAUUUUAAACAAAAAAUUAUCUUUCUGUGUAAAUAAAAAGUUUCCACACUGGCACUGUCUUCACAUUUAAGAAAAUAUCAAACAUAUAACAUAUCAAUGAAACAUCAUAACGCGGCUCAGUGCGUCGAGAAGACGGUGAAAUCCUUCGUCUUCUCCAGCUGACAGUGGCUGCUCAUCCAGCGCUAGAUAACGGGUCAGAGCCUCCAGUAUUUUAACGGCCCGUGGGUUUUCUCUUCCCAUUGUCUGUCUUUUCUGCAGAACCUGAGCUAAUGUUGCUGUUGUGUUCUUGCAGUAACAUCAGCAGACUCUGUAUACUCAGCUUUAUGAUGCGUCUUGAGAUGUUUUAUAAAGUUGAUUGUAUUAAAUUACGUAUUCUCCUUUCCUCCACUUGACACCUUAGCAGCAAGUAGCUUCAGUCUGCCUUGCUUCUGUCCUUGUCCCUUAUUCUGAAAUAUGUCCACACUGCUGACGUCCCGCUGCCUUAAUUGUCAAUAUCUUGCCUGAAACGGCGCUGCCAGUCUCACUCAUGAGUUUCACUCUCUUCUCAUCACCACGCCGACUGCAGCUCAACAUCUCCCCUAGAGUCAC